AUGAUGAUGAGAUUGUUGCUGCUGAGGCUCCUGGAGUCCAGAUUGAUCAACCAGAAGUGCAGGCACCUACUGUGGCCCUUCACACUUCACCAGUUGAGCUCGCACAACAAGCUCGAUCGGCAGCUCGAUCGAGUCGACUCUAGCUCGAUCGAGUCCGACCUCAUCUGUCCCAAACCAUUUUGCUUGAUCCUUACCAACCGGUUGCCACUUCCUCGUCUCGCCUACUUAGUCAAGGGCACAAGGAAAGGUCCUGAAGAGUCUACUCAUCAGUUCAACCUGCUUACUUCACCCACUUUCCUACCAAAGGUCAAGGAUCAAGGGAAAUUCACUCUCCCUUGCACACUUGGGCAUCUUGAGCUUGACAAUGCCUUAGUGGAUUCUGGAGCAAGCAUCAAUCUGAUCUCUCUCUCCAUGGCAGAGAAGCUAGGCAUUGCUGGAGCCUUGCAGCGCCCUACUACUUCAAUCAUGUUUGGAGAUGCAACUUCUAAGUCUCCUCUUGGAGUGUUCAAGAACUAUCACUUGAAAAUUGGAGAAUGCAUCAUCCAAACUGAUCUACUCUACAAAGUUGUGAAGGAAAGGGUUGACAAAGAACCAAGAGUUGGGAAGGAUAAGGUUGAGAGAGGACCAAGGAUUGAGAAGCCACGUCUUGAGAGGGCUAGAGUUGAGAAACCACGUUCUGAUAGACCACGAGCUGAUAGACUUGUUCAAGCCCCUUGUGUGCUUGAUGAAGAAAGCCUUCAAGCUUUGUUUGAUGAGCCACUAGGAAGGGCUCUAAAAGAAGGGGAGGAUGUAGCCUCUAAGGCAAGACCAGGUGAUAAAAGAAAGGAUCCACCAGCUCAGGCCCCUUCAUUCAAGCCAUCUCAGCUCACAAUGACUUUGUUCCCCACCAAGUUUGAAAAUGGGAAGAUUGAGUACAAGAUAAGGUACAAGGGGAGAUCAAGGCCAUUCUCUAGAGCCAAAGCCUUGGUGACUUCAGAACAAUCCAGGGACCCAACCAAGCUAAAGGAGCUUCUGUCUCAAGUCCUCACUAUCACCCUUGAUGGUGGGACUAGCUCAACCAAUGCCUAA
This is a messenger RNA of Microthlaspi erraticum, 1068 nucleotides long. NCBI's taxonomy places the organism in Eukaryota, Viridiplantae, Streptophyta, Magnoliopsida, Brassicales, Brassicaceae. The record is from the annotation of a GenBank genome assembly.